AUCCUGAUCUUUUUCGACCUUGCGCCCACGCCUGUUCCUGAUUCAUAACCUGCAACCCGCUCUUGCAUGGCAGCCUCCUCCGUACAACAAACGGCGGACGUCGUGUCUGGGUCGUCCAAUGGGGCCACUCCGGGCGCGCGCAAGCCGCGAACCGCACGCGCUUGCAACUGCUGCCGGCAGCGACGUGCCAAGUGCGACGGCAAAUUUCCCCUGUGCGCACGAUGCGACAGGCUCAAGAUCCGAUGUAGGUGGCCAGACGAGUAUGCGCAGCUGCAGGAGGAGGAGCAGCGACGGAGGCAGGAGGACGCCGAUCGGAUUCGUUGGCUCGAGAGUGGCCUGUCGCACUUGCUCGAACAGAUCUCCCCCACGACGAGCUAUCCCGCCUCUACCCUUGCUGCGGGGCGUGGCGACAACCAGGACGAUCAGGGAGGGCCGCGGCCACGGCAGCGACGGCGGCUGUCUCCUGCGACUGCGCAAGAGGGCAAUGACCAAAGAGGCACACGGUCGGAUGCCGUGCCAGCGUACUCUGCGCUCAUGGACGGCCAGGACUCAUCAAGUGCAUCGCAAGUUGGUCAAGGGAACGGUUCACUUCGAUUCGAGGGCGUUUUGUCUCGCGCCUUUGCCAGUGGUGCCAGCAGGGCCCUCUUUGGUCCAGUCACUACGUCACAGCAAGAUGCACAGGGCAACAGCAACGCCUAUCGUAUCCAGCAGAUCACCAUCGCCAAAGUUCACGAGGAUCUGUUCGGAGAUCGAAAUGCAGAAGAGUCUUGCGAUAUCAUGUCCACGAGAAGGCCACCACCGACGGUGCCGCGUGCCUUUGAGGCCGCACUCGCCACGAAUCUACGCUCGUAUCAGGGCAGGCAGACGAGUUCCUCGACCGAUGCUUCUUCUCGGCGAGAGGCGAGCGUCGAGGGCUCGCCCCUCUGCGACCAGUUCGAACCCGGCUCGAUGAUGCCCCUCGUCAUUGCCUUUUCCCACGAGAUGGCGUUCUUGCCCCUGGUGGAGCCCGACGAGCUCUGCCACUGGAUCGACGCCGUGUUUGAGAUCGAAGAGACGCUGGGCCAGAGCGCAGUCACCCAUCUCCUCUCGCAGGGCGGGCAAGCCGAGGAAAAACUCGGCCACAUUGUGUUUAUGGUCUACUUUGCCAUGGCGGUGGCCAAUGCCCUCCUCGACGAGGAGCUCUCGUCCUCGUUUGAGCGGCAGCUGGGUGAUUUGCGGAGAGCGAUGCUGCCCCGAGAAGCGAUCUCCGAUGGCCCCCUCUCGCUCGCCACCCUGCAACGCAUGCUCCUGGCCAGUCUCUACUCCCUCUUGUCGCCGCCGGGAACCGCGGACGAGGACCCGCUGCACCUCAUCGAGGAGGCACUGACGGUGGCCAGGCGUCUGGGCAUCGACCGAGAGGCCACGUGCCGGCAGUCAGCGUCGCCCGACAUGGCGCGAAGGAUGUUCUGGGCCGUCUAUGCGCUCGAGCGGCGGAUGACGUUGAAUCUGGGCCUGGCGUCGGACGCUGUCGACGUGCGACUGGCGUCUUCUGCCCUCUUUGAAGAUCCUCUCCCUGCCCUGCCCUAUCGUGGUCGCAGUGCAGGCUUGCACCUUGCCUUGCCUGCCGACCUGCCCGAUGGCCAAUGGCGGGGCGGCGAGGAGGAGGCCGACCUGCCCGAUGGCCAGUGGCGGGGCGGCGAGGAGGAGGUAGACCGGCCCUUUGUCGCGGCGGCAAUGAGCAACGCGGCCUCGUCGCCUGGCACCUUUACCGCACGAGAGUGGCUACCCGACAGCGAACACGUCCGACGGAACCUUGGCUGGGACCGGGACCUGUGUCCGGCCAUGAUCCAUCUGCGGGCGUGGCUGACACAGGCGCAGGAAGCGGCGCAGGCGAGCUACGCGUCUCCCCUGGCAGCUCGCUCGCGCUUCGACGACCUGCGAUGUCGCCUCGAUCUGUGGAGAGUCGAGCUACGGACGCAGACGUGGAGACUGACACCCCGGCAGCAGGUCAUGGUCGAACUCGAGUACCUGGAACACAUUCUCUACGUCUGCACGAUUGCGGCGGCCAUUCCCGAUGCUGCCGGAUCCUCGACUACCCUGCUGCUCCACUUCAGCAGUGCGACCAUACGCAUGGUGGGCCGUCUGCGUCUCCAGUCGGCCAGUCUCAACGCCAUCAUGGUACGGCAGACGGGCAAGGCCGUCUGCCUGCUGGUGUGGGCGCACCGGCAGCUCUGCACUUCCUCUGCCGCUGCUCCGUCCAUGACCUGGAUCGCCGUCAUUUCGGACCUGGAGUGUGCCCGGCGGACCUUUGGGGCGGCCGAGGGGAGCAAUGCGCCCGUGGGUAAGACGUGGGCGGCCGUCGUCGACCAGAUCGUGCGCAUCGUCGUCGAUGGGGUGCCCCAGCGCCAUGCCAAGUACUGCAAGCGAGCGCUCAUCGCCGCCCGCGGGGCGCGCCCCGAGAUGGAGCCCGAGAGUCUUACUUAGUGUCACGAAUUCCGUAGUGUCUUUCCCAAUGUCAUGCCUAGCUGUCCUAGCUGUCCUCGCUUCCCUAGCUGUCCUAGGGUCCUGGCUGUCCUAGGGUCCUAGCUGUCCUAGUUGUCCUAGCUGUCCAGACCUGUCACGCACAGCGUCAUCGUCAUUGUAAUUCGUCACCUAGCCCCU
This is a messenger RNA of Acaromyces ingoldii, 2640 nucleotides long. RefSeq lists its product as hypothetical. The coding region runs from base 67 to 2463 and encodes 798 amino acids. The transcript has a single exon. Gene Ontology annotation, molecular function: DNA-binding transcription factor activity, RNA polymerase II-specific; zinc ion binding; sequence-specific DNA binding. The record is from RefSeq and is a predicted model, not a curated record. Gene Ontology annotation, biological process: positive regulation of transcription by RNA polymerase II. NCBI's taxonomy places the organism in Eukaryota, Fungi, Basidiomycota, Exobasidiomycetes, Exobasidiales, Cryptobasidiaceae.